Messenger RNA from Phytophthora sojae, 2325 nucleotides. RefSeq lists its product as hypothetical. Gene Ontology annotation, molecular function: ATP binding; tyrosine-tRNA ligase activity. The transcript has 2 exons. Gene Ontology annotation, biological process: tRNA aminoacylation for protein translation. The record is from RefSeq and is a predicted model, not a curated record. NCBI's taxonomy places the organism in Eukaryota, Oomycota, Peronosporomycetes, Peronosporales, Peronosporaceae. The coding region runs from base 1 to 2301 and encodes 766 amino acids.
AUGGCGACGCCCCCGCCCGCCCCCGCCUCCGCCGCCAUCGACGUGCAGAAGGGCUUCAGCGCCCUGACGCUGGACGCGCCCGUGCCCGCCGCCCCCGCGGCCGCCGCGCUGCCCAUUGACGAGAAGCUGGCCAAGCUCGCGGCCAUCACUGACGCGCCGCUGUCCGCCGAGGCCGAGGCCCAGCUGCGCGCGCUCUUCGCCGAGAAGACGCACCCCAUCGCCUACGACGGCUUCGAGCCCUCGGGCCGCGUGACGCUCGCCGCCGGCCUGCUGCGCGCGCUCAACGCCCAGCGCCUCAUGGACGCCGGCUGCCACGUGCGUCUGCUGGUGGCCGACACGCACGCGCUGCUCAACAACAAGUUCGGCGGCGACCUCAAGAAGCUGCAGAGCGUCAGCACCUACAUGGUGGAGGUCUGGAAGGCGCUGGGCCUGGACGCCGACAAGCUGCCGAACCUCGAGAUCAUGCUGGCCUCCACCGAGACGGCGCGCCACGCUGGCGCCUACUGGUCGCAGGUGCUCGACGGCGCCGGCCGCUUCACGGUCGAGCGCGUGCAGCAGUGCGCGCCCAUCAUGGGCCGCAAGACGGACGACGCCGUGCACAACACGAACCGCAUCCUGUACCCGCUCAUGCAGCUCGCCGACGGCUUCUUGCUGCAGGCGGACAUCUACCAGCUCGGGGCCGACCAGGAGCCCGCCAACGAGCUCGUGCGCGAGUACAUUGCGCAGAAGGAGCUGGAGAAGAAGCCCGUCUUCCUCUCCCACCCGCUGCUGCUUGGUCUGAAGCAGGACCAGUUCAAGAUGAGCACCACGGACGCGGAGUCGGCCAUUUACGUCGACGACACGGCCGCCGAGGUCAAGACCAAGAUCAAGAAGGCCUACUGCGUGCCCGGCGAAGUGGAGGGCAACCCGGUGCUCAACUACAUGAAGUACCUGGUGUUCCCCCUUCACGCUGAGGGCGUCACGCUUGAACGGAGUGAGAAGAACGGCGGCAACCUUACGUUCGCCACGUACGAGGAGCUGGAGACGGCGUUUGCAAGCGAGAAGGUCCACCCUGCCGACCUGAAGCCGUGCCUGACCAAGUACAUCAACGCGCUGCUCGAGCCCGUGCGCCAGCACUUCGCCAGCGGCCCGCUGAAGACGAUGUUCGCGAGCAUCAAGAAGCUUAAGGUGUCCCCGGUCCCGGAUAGCGACAAGAUGGCCAACCUCACUCUGCCUGGAUUCCCGGAAGCUGUCAAGGAGUGGAAGCCCUCGUCGCUGUCGCUUGAGGAGCGCUAUGCCGUGGCGCGCUCUGUGGGUGAGGAGUGCAUCCAGGAGAACGAGCUGCAGGCUCUGGUGGAGAAGAAGGAGCACCCCGUGUGCUACGAUGGUUUCGAGCCCUCUGGACGAAUGCACAUUGCUCAGGGUGUCCUGCGCACGGUGAACGUGAACAAGCUUACGUCGGCCGGCAGUGUGUUCCGCUUCUGGGUGGCUGACUGGUUUGCCAUGCUCAACAACAAGAUGGGCGGCGACCUGGACAAGAUCCGCCUGGUGGGCCAGUACAUGGUGGAGAUCUGGAAGUCGGUGGGCAUGGACAUGACCAACGUGGAGUUCCUGUGGGCGUCGAAGGAGAUCAUUGCGCACAGCGCUUCGUACUGGCUGCGCGUGAUGGAUAUCGCCCGCCGCACCACGAUCGCUCGCACGCUGAAGUGCUGCACGAUUAUGGGCCGCAAGGAGAAGGAGGGCAUGCAGGCCGCGCAGAUCAUGUACCCGCUUAUGCAGUGCGCUGACAUCUUCAACCUGAAGGCCGACAUCUGCCAGCUCGGCAUUGACCAGCGCAAGAUCAACAUGCUUGCGCGCGACUACUGCGACCAGGCGAAGAUCCGCUUCAAGCCCGUUAUCCUGAGCCACCACAUGCUCAUGGGUCUGAAGGAGGGCCAGGAGAAGAUGUCCAAGAGUGACCCGGAGUCGGCCAUUUUCAUGGAGGAUGCUGCCGAAGACGUGAGCCGCAAGAUCGAGAAGGCUUUCUGCCCCGAGGGCGUCGUGGAGUCGAACCCGAUCCUGGACUACAUGAAGCACAUCAUCUGCCCGCGCUUCGCCGCACAGGGUGUGACGGUGAAGCUGGCAGACGGCACGGAGAAGACGUUCGCCGCCUACCAGGAGCUGGAGGACGCCUUCGUCGCGCGUGAAGUGAACGGCGCCGACCUCAAGACGGCGCUGACCAAGUACCUGAACGAGAUUCUGGAGCCUGUCCGUGAGCACUUCUCGAAGGGCGAGGCCAAGGAGCUGCUCGCCAAGGUGCGCUCGUUCCGCAUCACGAGAUAAAUAGGAAGGACGUUGCGUUGCAGC